Pocillopora meandrina is the source of this 10709-nucleotide messenger RNA. The record is from the annotation of a GenBank genome assembly. NCBI's taxonomy places the organism in Eukaryota, Metazoa, Cnidaria, Anthozoa, Scleractinia, Pocilloporidae.
AUGGGAACGAAUGCCUCCCACUUUAGGCCCACGGAAGAAUUUUCACUCAUCAAUCGCGCAGCUGUGCCGCGUUUGUCGGGCAGAUCACAUCGCUCCUUACCAAUCGAAAAUCGUCAUGGUCAUUUGUUUGAUGUUGUUAUUCAGCUAAAACAUGAAGACAAGGACAUAUAUUCGUGUUUCUUUCCAAGUGACGACGAUAGCGUCCUUUUAACCGCGUCCAAAGUAGAACAAACAACUUUUUUCCGCCAUAAUCGCGAAUUUUCAUCGAUAAGAUUAUGGGACCUGAAUCAGAAACAAAUCAACACUGGGUUUUUGGCUGACUUCCCUCGCUCAUUUAGAUCCUGCGAUUUUUCGCCCGAUGGCCAAUUGGUGGUUUGUAUUUUUAGCGAAGACUCCCUUGCGCUGGUGCGAAUGAGAUCUUGGAAAACUACCAGUGCUGAAGUUGUUCACAUGCGUAGAUUUUGGCGAAAGAGACGAGGAGUACUAAUGUGUUGUUCGUUCUCUCCUGAUGGUCGAUCGCUUGUCGUAGCAUCUAAACUGACAGGUGAUUUAAAUCAUAUCUGUAUUAUUGACAUUGCCAGCAAGAAAAUGGUCAGAAAAAUGAAAUCCGCAACGAACUCAAGCUCAAAGAUUCGCGGUCACCCGCGAUCAUGUGUAUUUUCGCCUGAUGGUUUGUUCUUAGCUGUAUCGUGCACCUCUGGACAGCUAAUUGUUUUUGACACUCAAGACUUUCAUAUCCAUAGUAGUCUAGACUUGGAUACUUCCACAUCAUCUACGUGUUUAUGCCUUCCAUUCCGUCACUCAAGUCGCCGCACGCUUAGUUCUCACUUACAAUGUUGGUAUUUGUUUGAUCCUCGCUAUGGACAUAAGUAUUUGACAUCAUGUCUUGAAGAUGGCACCAUUCAAACAUGGUCUCUUACUGCCGACGAACCUGGUCUUACAUGUAUUCAACUUGCUUAUGCAUUGCAGACUCCAUGGCAGAAAAUAAGGUCUGCUGCCUUUUCCCCUGAUGGUACAAUGUUAGCAGUUGGUACAUCAGACUCCAAGGUCUUGGCACUGAACUCAGAAAGUUUAAGUGUAUUGUUUGUCCUCAAUGCUCAUCUUCAACCAGAUGGUCUAAGAACAUGGUAUCAAAACACAGAAGUGUCUUGCCUGGCCUUUACAAGAACAUGCCAGCAGGUUGCUGCUGGUUAUAAAGAUGGACGCGUCAGGGUUUGGCAGUUGCCAUUAAUUUUAAAUCUUCAGCACAUGUGUAGAUUGGUUGUUAUUAAUCAUGUUCCCGCCCAAGAGAUUCCAGAGUUACCUCUUCCAGCACACUUAAUCAGAUAUCUUCUGUUCUCCCCUCUGAAGCAAUUCUAACUAAUGGAUUUCUGGAGAGGGCUACUCAAUAAAGUGAGGUUCAAUGAGAUAGACAGGGAAAAAUUGUGGUUAUGUCAGUUCUACACAGUAAACAUUGAAGCAAUUUUUUUUUAGCUAAAUUGUUAUUAAUGAAAAUUUGAUUUUCUCUCUUGUCAUUAACAUUGUCAUUCAAUUUAUCUUUGGACUAGCAUUGUAACAUUUGUUGAUAUUAAUAUUUAAGGCCAUCCUCAUUUUUCCAUUAACUGUCUUUAAUGUUAAUUUAUCUGUUUGGUGGUGAUUGAAAGGUAGUUAAUAUGUAUAAACUUUUCUAGUGAGAUGUGGAAGCAAAAGCUCAGUGAGGGAAAGACUAUAGAGAGAUGGAUCACCAUGUAGGAUGUUUUUGUUCCAGUCUUUUAAACCUUAAGAGUAACCAGCAUCUACUUUCUCGUUACAGUAAUACUGCUGAAUCGUUCAUUUAGAUCAUGAGAAUAUAGGAAAGGAUUGCCAACUUAAGAAGCUUUGAUUGUUAACAAGUUCUCCUUGGUCUCAGUACCAAAGGGAAAGUAAAGACAACAGUAUGAAGAAUAUAGAUACUGAUGUGAGGGUGUUAAAGAGUUAAAGAAAAAUACAAAUUUGGAUUUUCUUUUCUAUAUUCAAGUGAUAAAAACAAGAACUCAUUUUCAGGUUCUUGCCUACAUUGUGGUUGUGUCAUUGCUUUUAAUCUUAUGCUAAAAUUAUUUGGCAGAAGAGCAAAUAAACUAAAAGGACAGCCUGAUUUUAAGUGAUGUUACAACUUCCAUCUCUUGUUUAGAACAGAGAGCAAUAAAUAAAUAUCUAGAUUCCCCCCAACAAAACUUUUUGUACAAAUGUAAGACAUGCUGUAAAAGGUUAUAUUUUUAAGGAAAUCUAUUUAUCAAGUUGUAACUAUUUAAAUUAUUGAUUGUUGUAGUACAUCUCAGGAAAUGCUAUUACUCCAUGUUGUGGUAAGGUAUCUUGAUUGUUACCCUGGAUCUCAGGAAUCUCUGGGAAUAAGUAUCAGAAUCACUGUAGUUUCAUAUACCUUUAACCCUUUAACCCAAGGGAUGACCAGCAUCCAAUUUUUCCUUAAAGUAUUACUUUGGAAUCAGUCAUUAAGAUCAUGAGAAUAAAUUUAAUGAUUGCCAACCUAAGAAGCUGUGAUUGUUAAAUAAAUUCUCCUUGUCAGUACCAAAGGAAAUGUAUAUAGAAGAGUGUGGAGAGAACAUGGGUGCUGAUGUUAGGGUGUAAAGGGUUAAUUAUGCCACAUGACCAGUUACAAUAAAUUGAGAUGUUUAUGUACACAGUAAGCUUAUCAAAAGGUAUAAUUCAUUCCAUAAAAAUUGCUUUCAUUUUUGUUAUGAAUCAUAUGAUUAAAAAACACCUUUGAUUGGGUUGAGUGGAAAUUAAAUUAAAAAAUUUAGGAGUUCUUUUAACAACCAAAGAAAUUUUGUUAAGUGAAUUUGCAAUUUCAUAUCUGUCAUUUACCAAAUUUUGGAAUGCAUGAAAGAGGCAACACACUGAAUCAUUUGAUAACAAAUUGAAAUAAACUAUAAACUCUAAUUUUGUACUCAAAUUUGUGAUGUCAUUUGAUAACAAUUCAAACUGUUUAUACUGCAUGUUGAUUAUGAGGAAUUAUUUAUUUCAUGCUAAAUACAGUAGUAGUACACUUGGAAAAUAGAUAUGUGUAGUGCAUAACUUGUUGACAAAAUAAAAUGAAGAAAGUUGAAGUAAUCUUGAAUUUGAAAAGUUUACUUUAGCACUUGUGCAAGUUAAUUACGGGACAGGCAACCAUAGAUUUACUUCCUUUUCUUCUUACUAGUACUUUAAGCCAUGCUGCUCUCAUCAUCUUAUCAAAUGAUUUUGGGUUAUGUUUGUGCACUGUAGUGUGACAUUUUGUUUAGUGUUUAUUAGUAAAAGCCCCACAGCACUCCCUUAGAAAUACAAGAAACUAGAUUCAAAAGGGCAGCAAAAAUUUGGUGAAAAUAAAAGCGUUUGAUUUUGUUUUAGGGAAUAUCGGUCUGUGUACUAAGCUACCUAAUCUUUUUCUCCUUUUUUUUAAUUUUUUUAUUUUUUUUUGCAGUUGGAUCAUUAAGUCCUCUUUGAUACAUUACAUGUCGCGUAUAUGAAGUAGGAAAUUGUAAAAGUUAUUCGAUUAUUUCGUAUUUGGAUUUAUAACGAGGCGCUACUCAGCAUCUCUUCUCUGGAAAGUUCGUUUCAGUUUUUGAUGGCGAGUAUCCAAGCAGAUCCCUCUUUUGAGGGAAAUUUGAACAGGUACAUGGAUUUUGAUUUUGCUAUAGCUUGUUUGUUCUACCUUACGUGACGCAGAAAUAUUCUGAUUUCACUGAAAGAUUAUAGAUUAUCAAAAUUAUUUGAUAAUAGGACACGUGUGUUUCAUGGACCUAUUUGUAAUUUCAAUUUUGUACAAGUACAAAGCUUUUCAGUACCGUCGUCUUGCUCUGAAAAUUACAACUGCCUUCGAAAUGCAUCAAAGUAUUUCACCUUUAUAUUUUUGUGGCGACUGAGCGCAAUCAUAUUUUUUCAGGCUCAAUGUAAGUGAUGAACAGUUGAAGAAUCGUAUGCUUAUGGCAGUGCCGAAGAAAGGAAGACUCUACGAUCAGUGUAUUGCGUUACUGGAUAGGGCUGGAGUAAAGGUAAUUUGAACAAGACUUAACAUUUAAAAUUUUCUGUAUGGUAAAGAUUUACGAUAAAGGAACCAUACAGUGGGGGGUGGCCAAGUAAAUUCUGCUGUUGUGAGGGUGCGGUCACUGAACGCCGUUACAAAAGUGGCGGCUCGAUUGCUAUGGAAAUUCCCCCCCCCCCCCACUAUGCAAAUCUUUGAGAACAUAAGUUUCACUGAAGGUGAAAUCGAAGCCGUCGAAAAAUUGAGCAGUGUCGGAAAAAAAUUAAUUUAUUCACAUCUGAAAAAAGUAAGAAAGAUAUGUAUGGAGAACGCAGUGCUAUGUCAGAAAGGUAUCAAUUAUGCUUCUUCCUCCUGAAAAACUGUUGAUCAGAUGUUUAUUGGUAAAGAGGUCAGAACUAAAAACUGUUGUCGAGAGCAUUUAAUGUUAAUUCUCUCAUUUGUGGUAACUCUAAGGGUUUAUAGGGUUAAGAUUCUUAGUUGUGACAUUAAAUCCAGUCAAAUCCUUCCUUUGUAUGAUCUGACAUACCUCUACUUCCUGAAGAACUGCCAAUACAAGUUCAUUAAACAAAUCAUUUUCUUACAGUAUCGCAAAAAAGCACGUUUGGAUUUGGCUCUCUGUACUUCACUUAACAGUAAGUCAUUGUCAAAACUCUAGUACUCUCACAUCAUAGAUAUGUUUUUCAUCUCUCAUUGCAUUUUUUCCAUCCUUUCCAUUUGCUGCAAUAUGGCCUGCAAACAACUACCUGCUCCAUCUAAUUGUCAUAUAUGUGAAUAAUUUUCUACUCACACAUAGAUGAUAGCAGUACAUUUUUAGAGGGUAUUGAUUCCUACAAGUUCAAGGGAUCUGCUUGUUUAAGGCAAAAUUCUGUUCAUCUGUUAAAUUCAUGCUGCUUGAGGUCAUCACAGGUCUAAUUAUGGUUGUUUUAACUUUUCAGUGGCUCUUGUCUUUCUCCCAGCAUCGGACAUUGCUCUCUAUGUUAGUCAAGGAAGGUCAGUAUCAGGAUCUGUAGGGGAGGUUUUGUGAGUUGAGUUAUAAGCCCUAAGUACCUUACUCCCUAAGACCUCAACAUUAAUAUGAAUGUUCUCUAUCACAUUCUUUAUACAUUUCUUGUGGUAGUGACAAGUAGGGUUUGUGGUACAAUCAAGAGCUUUGAAUCUUUAACUGGGAAUGUUUCCCUUCAUCUGAUUUGUUUGAUCUAGAGAUAACUGGAUGCUAGUACUUUUGAGCCGUUGAUGGCAUAACUCAAGACUACAUCCCUUGCCUUGUCAUUCAAAUCUUACUUUAAGAUCAUUUGAUAUCUCCCCCUUUCCAAUCAAUUAUAAGGGUCUGUGUAUUUGACCCAGCACAUGCACAGGACUUCUUUGUUCUCUGGUUUUUUUCCUUGGACAGGACUCACAAAUAAAUUUGGGGCAUAACAUUCAUAUUUAUAGGAUGGAUUCUAAUAGAUUUGUAGCCAAAAGAGGCUUUGUUGUACUAUUAUCUGCACUCGUGGUCAAGGUAAUAAUGAUAGAUAACACUGAUUUUUUUUGUUAGUAAAAUUUACAUUGAUUCCUUAGAAUUGACAUGGGAAUCACAGGACGAGAUGUUGUGGCAGAAAGUGGAGGAAAAGGUAGUAGUAUUUGUUGCAUAAUUUCUUUUAGCCCCUUUUUUAUGUUUCAUAUCAUAUUGAUUUUCUCUUCACUUUUUUAGUUAAUUUCAAACAAUGUUUUCUUAACCAUAUUGCUGAAUGAUUUCAGUUCAUGAACUAUUGAACCUUGGAUUUGGCAAGUGCAGGCUGGCAGUACAGGCAAGUACUAUCAUUACAAUUAGUUAAUUUUAAGUAUCCCUUAAAAUAAUCAAGUUAUUUUGCAUGGUAUACAGGCACCUGUGUCAUCCAAAAUUUCAAGUGCAGAGGAUCUUGUUGGUAUGAACAUCUUUGUAUUUUUUUUGUCAAAUCUUAAAUAUGGAAUGCUUAAACAGAUUAUAAAAAUAUUAUUAACAUCAUUUUAAUCUGUUUUCUUUACAGGAAAAAGAAUAGUCACAUCCUUUCCAAAUGUCACCAGAAAGUACCUUUCUGUAAGUUCUUCAUACUUGAAUACCUGAUUUUUUAAAAUCACUUUUGACAUUUUUGUCAUCUAUCAAUAUUUGCAUUUGCAGCAAUAUGAUCCCAACAACACUACCACGAUUAACUAUGUCAGUGGAUCUGUGGAAGUAAGUCAAUUGUUAUUUUAAUAUAGCUAGAAAAAUGCUCAUAUUUACAACUAUAUUGUGUAUAAAAAUAAAAGCUAAGUUUUUUGUUUGUCUCACAAUGUAGUCACAUGUGAUUUAGAUUGUGACGUUUCGACUGCAUACUGCUAGUCUUCUUCAGGCGAUGAGGUCAACUGGUCAUGCAUGAUCCUAUAAAGCAUGAUGCUCUGCUGUGAUUAGUUGUUUUUUCAACAGCUCUGAUUGGUGCAUUUCAAUCCUUGCUGUUCACUCAGUGAUUUGCUCCCUCAGCAGUCUGCUGCCGUACAGCUCUCCUGUCGUUGUGUUUUUUUAACGUGGGCAUCCACGCUUCUGGAAUUUCUAUUCCACUAUCCCUGUUGAUGUUAUUAGGGUGAAGUCUUAUAUGAAUUGCCUCUUUGACCCUGCGCAUAUGGUAAUAAGGGUCUUGAUCAAUAAACUUUAUGUCGUUCCAGUGUGCAUUGAAGAUAAAGGAGGGAAUAUGUUUUAAGACAAUAUAUUCAUGCCUUAGUUGUAGGUUCAUCAAGAUAUGACAGAUACUGAUGGAAGUUUGGAGAGGACCCAAGAAGCUAGAGAUAUUAAAAAAUACUCCAUAGGCUACUCUUAUGCAUCUUUUCCACUCUUCAGAUUUCAAGCAUGAUUCAUAUCAUGAUUAACACAUACAAAUGCUAUUAGGGAAUCAACCUUUUUUUUUUUUUUUUUUUUUUUUCUGUCAGGUGGCCUGCAGCCUGGGAGUUGCUGAUGCUAUAGGUAAGAGUGUCAACUGAUGUCGUCCUCACUGCUACAUUUAGCCCCAAGCUUAGAACUCACUUUAGAAGGGAAAUAUUACAAUAUAGAGCAUAUUACAUGGCCCUGCAGUGAUAGGAAAUUUCUCUUCAAAAUUGAAAAUCUCUUGAAAAUAUUUUGGAGUGAUUAAAGUGAAUAAGUGAAAUAUUUUAGUUUUCAACACCAAUGAAAUAGCAACAGUGAUCCUUUCAAGUGUAAAGAUAUUAUAUUUUCAGGCAAAAGCUCACCUCGAGUGAUCAAGACAGAAUUACCCCUCACAAAAACAAUACAAUAGCAAGCAGACAAUUGAUUAGAAUAAAGGAAAAUAUUAAUUUAAUGAUAAUAUAAUAUUUUCUAAUACUAAAUUCUUCAAACUCAAGUCAUAAGAAUUGUAUAGCAGACAGUAAGGAGAAUUAAUAAGGAGAUCGUGGAAGUAAAAGGGUCAAAGGUGUAUUUAUACAUGUUGAUAAAUAUAUCUGUCUGCAGCGGUAACAGGCUAAGUUGAUUCAUUGUUUUAUUGACUGGUUUUUUUCUUGUUUUUUUUCUUUUUUAAGUUGAUCUUGUUGAAACAGGGGACACAAUGAGAGCAUGUGGACUAGAAAUAGUAUCUGAAAUUAUGAAGACUGAGGUGUGAUAAUUGAUCCAUUUCUGAUUAAUUUAUAACUGAUCUUAAGGUAUUAAUCAGUCAAUUGACUGAUUAAUAAAUGCAUCAAUUUAUGAAGUAUCAGGCCUGAGGCUGACACAGCUCUUUUAUUAUAAUCAUAAUUUGCAGGGAGGAGAAGAUUUUCAGUGGUUUCUUUCUAGUCCUCUCUACCUUUUGAAAGAGAAUGUUCCCUCUGCAGUUUUGUUUCAUUUGAUCUUGCUUUUGAGGUUCACAUAGAAAAGCAUCCCUCAAUUUCUGGAGAUGACCGUAAUUAUAAACUAUUUAACAAAUGAAAUAAAUUAAUACAGGGUUUCUUUUUGGUUUUGUUCAAUAUGUAGGCUGUUUUGAUUGCAAACCCUAAAGCCCACUUUCAGGUUAGUAGUUACAGAUGGUAAUUCUUAAUGUGCACUGUGACUUUGUAUAAUUAAAUGGUAUCUAGAAGUUAUUAGCAUUGGGUCAUGAACAUGCAAUUCAUAUAAACUUGCUAAAACUCUCCAUGUUUAGCGGCAGAUUUUGCUGUAUUAAAUUUGAAACACUGUCCAUUUGGAUCAGAAUAUUUGUGUGAUAAAAUUAAGUAGAAUGAUUUUAACAAGGGUUUUUAUUAUUUUUUAUCAUAGGAUGUUGUAAAGACAGUUACAUCAAGAAUUGAAGGGAUCAUCCAUGCAGACAAGUAUGAUUUUCUAACUUUUUGGAGUCACAUUUUGGAUCAUUUUCAAUUCAUAAAAUGCAAUUUAAGGUUCCAAGCAUGAUUUAAAGUUUUCAACUGUGUUAAUUAGAUGAUCAUUUUGACCAGGUAUGUGAUGGUUGAAUACAAUGUGGAAAGAGUAAAUCUCCCAAAAGCACUGAAAAUAACACCAGGAAAGGUAAGUUACAUGUUGAAUCACCAGUGAGUAAACUCAUCAAAAUGUGUUAAAAUGUCGCUAAGCAGGAGAUUAGAAGUUUCUUGUAAAUGAAUGAAGACCAUAUGAUUAAUAUGUUUCUUAUGAUCUGCUUUUUCUCAGAGGUCUGCCACACUCUCUCCUUUGGAUAAUGAGGCCUGGGUAGCUGUUCAAUGUAUGGUUCUUCAAAAUGAGGAAAAUCAGGUUCUAGACAAACUGAAAGGUUAGUUUUUAACUCAUAAAGUAAGGAAUACCAGUAUAGCUAUAGCAACAGUCACUAUCUCUAUUGACAUCACCAUCAUAUGUUAUGCACAGUCUCCAGGUCUUCUGCACAGAGAACAUGAAUGUAGUCUCUUCUAGUUGCAUGAUUUGUAAGAUCUCCUAAUUGAAAGAAAUUACCCUAAAAACCUUACCUUGAAACUCCAAAAUCACUCCUAAUUAUUUACUGCUUCUUCAUGCUUAUUUUACAGUUUCUGGUUUCAUUUUCUUACAUAUUGGGUAAAAUUGCAAACAAAGCAGAAGGGGGCAUGCCAUCAACAGCAUUUCAAAGGGAGGUGGUUCAGUGGCAGAUUCAGUAGUGAGGGAUGAGUUUUGGCCAAAAGAAAAAAAAAUUCCUUUUAAAUUUUUAGAGGUUAGCAGUUCUGGGGUCACCAUUGUCACCUUGUCAUCAACCAUAUCCAUCCCAAUCUUUAUCGUAAUGCCAUGCACUCUUCAGGCUGGUUUAUAAGUCUGAUGCAAGAAAAAAGUUUAAAAAUUGAAUAUUUUGAUUAUGGUGCUGCUUGUGCCAUGUACACCAACCACUCAUCAAAAUACAUAAAAUGAUCAGUUUUCUUUUGUAUCAAUGUUAUUCUAAAAGUGCAAAAUAAAUCAUUACAGGUGUAGAUUCUCACAUGAAUUGUGCAAAUCCUUUUCACCCUUUUACUCCCAGAAGUGAUUAACAUAAAACCUCUCCCUACAAUAUCCAUACAUUAUUCAGCAAACAGGUAAUGAGAAUAUUCAAAGUUAUCAGGUAAAAGCUGCUAUCUUGAUCUAACACCAAGUUCUCAUAACUAAUUUACAAGGAAAUGUGUAGCAGCUAGAGGGGAGAAUUAACAAUCAGAUCUUGGGAGUUAAAGGGUUAAACAUGCAAGCUGUUUUGCUUAUACCACAUUAUUGAUUUAGUAAUUGUACUUGUUAUUGUCUAUUUUAGAAAUUGGUGCCUAUGACAUAGUGACCUUCACCAUUCAGAACUGCCGUGUUUGAUGACAGGGUUACUUCUAAUUUAGAAGUACAUAUUAUAACUCUAGGAAUUUUAUGUAACGUAGGAAUAUUUAAUAAUAGUUAUUACCUGUAAGGUACUUUAGUUAGCAUAUCUCACCUUUGUAAGACUUAACAUAUUUAUUGUGUCUAACUUAAGAAAUAUUUUUCCAGUAAAAAUGGCAUCUAAUAUUAAUAUUGAAUUAACAUCUGUUGUUUUAACUAGUUAACUCCAGAAGUGACUGACAACCUCUUACUAUAAUAUCCAAACAUUAUCCAGCAAAUAGGCAAUGAGAAUAUACUCAAACUUAACAGGUAGAAGUUGUUAUCUUUAUCAACCAUGUCACUGAUUAAGAAGGGAAUUUGUAGCAGCUCAGUAGAGAGGAUUGACAAUCAGAUCUUGGGAAUUAAAGGGUUACAUGGCUAAAAUGACGAGAUAUUGUCAUAACACUCAAUGAUGUAAAAUCAUAUUAGUUCUGUAGUAAAACUGCCACCUGUUUUGAUACUAUGUUUGUAAAAUGUCCUAUAAGGAUGUAUUUAUUUUUCAGAAUGGUGUAUUUUAAGGCAAAAAGUUAAUUUUUCAAAGGUAUCUCUAAAAAAGAGUGAAGGAGUUUAAAGCAUGGGUAGACAUGUAUCAUUACUGACAGUAUUUGUGCCUUGUUUUAAGGAUGUUAUACUUUUGUUCUGGAUCACUUUACAAGAAGUAAAAAUGAGAGAAUUAGUAUUAAAUGUUCCAAGCAAUAUAUCUGCAUUUGUGAACUUUUUCAUAAUCAUGUCCUCUGGACCAAUAAACAUCUGAUCAGCAGUUUUUCAGUUGGACACAGCAUAAUUGAUAUCUUUCUGACAUAACAUUGUGUUCUUUUGGUCAAGACAGUGAGUCUUAAAGUGCCUCUGAUCACUCAGAAGGAUAGAAAUACAUACAAACAGGUAGUUCAGUACUUGAAUGUGAUAUUUAAGAGCUGUUUUAAUUAGUUUUAAUUAACUAGG